Volvox carteri f. nagariensis is the source of this 600-nucleotide messenger RNA. RefSeq lists its product as uncharacterized. NCBI's taxonomy places the organism in Eukaryota, Viridiplantae, Chlorophyta, Chlorophyceae, Chlamydomonadales, Volvocaceae. The transcript has a single exon. The coding region runs from base 1 to 600 and encodes 199 amino acids. The record is from RefSeq and is a predicted model, not a curated record.
AUGCGAUCUGCAGGCAUAUGUCAUAUGCUUGCAUAUGCGAUCUGCAAGCACAUGCCAUAUGCGAUCUGCAAGCAUAUGCCAUUAUGCGAUCUGCAAGCAUAUGCCAUUAUGCGAUCUUCAAGCAUAUGCCAUUAUGCGAUCUGCAAGCAUAUGCAAUCUGCAAGCAUAUGCCAUAUGUUUGCAUAUGCGAUCUGCAAACACAUGCCAUAUGCGAUCUGCAAGCAUAUGCCAUGUGCGAUCUGCAAGCAUAUGCCAUAUGCGAUCUGCGGGCAUAUGCGAUCUGCAAGCAUAUGCCAUAUGCUUGCAUAUGCGAUCUGCAAGCAUAUGCCAUAUGCGAUCUGCAAGCAUAUGCCAUUAACGAUCUGCAAGCAUAUGCCAUUAUGCGAUCAGCAAGCAUAUGCAAUUUGCAAGCAUAUGCCAUAUGUUUGCAUAUGCGAUCUGCAAGCAUAUGCCAUUAUGCGAUCUGCAGGCAUAUGUGAUCUGCAAGCAUAUGCCAUUAUGCUAUCUGCAGGCAUAUGCGAUCUGCAGGCAUAUGUCAUAUGCUUGCAUAUGCGAUCUGCAAGCAUAUGCCAUAUGCGAUCUGCAAGCAUAUGCCAUUAA